This is a messenger RNA of Cucumis sativus (cucumber), 1556 nucleotides long. Its product is annotated as mediator of DNA damage checkpoint protein 1-like. NCBI's taxonomy places the organism in Eukaryota, Viridiplantae, Streptophyta, Magnoliopsida, Cucurbitales, Cucurbitaceae. The transcript is spliced from 5 exons. The coding region runs from base 574 to 1035 and encodes 153 amino acids. The record is from RefSeq and is a predicted model, not a curated record.
GUGCGUCCUCCAUCUCUUUCUUCUUCUCCGUUCACCCUAGCAGCCGCCCACCUCUUUCCUUUUUCUUCUUCUAUUUGUCGCAGCCGCCGAUCAUCUCCCUCUCUUCCCUUCCGUCCGUCGAAGCCAAGGCCGCCGCGUGAACCUGUAACCGCCGGCUGUCUCCCCUCUCCUUUCUCCUCUGUUUUCUGCCCAGCGUCGUGUGACCCUCUGCCCAGCACCGCGUGACCCUCCGCCCAGUGCCGUGUGACCCUCUGCCCAGCACCGCGCAACCUUUGUCUCGCGCCGUUGUCCAGAUCUGCAACGCCGUGUCCCCACCGGUAGCCGAUCUCUUCCUAAAUUGCGUGUCCCCUAUCAAGUCGUCGUUCUUCUGCUCGUUGGAAGACGGAGUUACGAUUUGAAGCCGAUUUUCUUUUCCGGUUGAGUCGCAUUCAGUGUUGCUCUAUUUACAGCCGUUUGAUUCGUUCUUGAUUGUCAUUUUUGCCUUGCCGUGAACCAUUGGGCUCAUAUUUGGUUUGCCCUUAUUUGGAUUGUUUCGUGGACGAUAGUUGAUUAAGGAGCUUCCCUAACUUUGAGAUGAUUGAGGAGCUUGGUGGUUCUCUCACUGCUGAUGGGAGUACAAGCACUCAUGUCAUUACAGGAAAUUUGCGGAAAACUCUAAAUUUUUGUAUUGCUCUCUUUUCAGGAGCUUGGAUUUUCUCCUCCAGUUGGUUAAAGGAAAGCUACCGGGAAGGUAGAUUUGUUGACGAGUUGCCUUACAUACUAAAUGAUGAUGACUACAUAUCGAAGUAUCGAGCCAGCCUAAAAGCUACAGUUCUCAGGGCAAAAGCAUGUCCUGGAGCUUUAUUUGAAGGGUAUAAUGUUUGCAUAUCAGCUCACGCUCAACCACCACCUAAAACUCUAUCCUUGAUACUCAAGUCAGCCGGUGGAAAUGUAAGUUCUCUGUUAUUGUACAAAUCUCGAGUACUAGGUUUGGUUCUCUAUAUUACAUAUACAACCACUAUAAUAUGGCUAUCCUCCCAUCUAAUGAAGAUGUGAAGUUCUCAACAAACAAGCACGUAUAUGAAUUCUAGACAUGGGUCAAUAAAUCAUAGACAUGGUGACGUGCCAUUUUUUUCUAAAAAAUAUAGGAUAGCGCUAGAACACAGUUUUAAUAUAUAUAAUUUAAAAAGUAUGUAUCAUAUUUAUAUAGAAAUUCAAAGUCAAUAAGUUUAUGUAUUUAUAUGCUUAAAAAUAAGCUUGUCCUUCACUCAAAACUUAUUCAAAGCCAAGAGUUUAAUAUGUGUGUGUGACCAAUCUUGACCUUUAUUACAUUGGAAUACUUGUUGUCUAACACAUCUACUGUACUAACUAGUGUUCAACACGUGUUCUCCGAGUGUUCCAUACAUAUUGUUUAUUGAUACACUAGCCAAACUUGAGUGUAUGUGCUUCUUAAGUCUUUAAUAUUUAUGUUUGUUUUGAUCCUAGGAAUUGAGCAUGUAAUGUAAAAAGUCUAUGCACAAGGGGUCAUAUGGCCAUCUCCGUGUUUCUUUAAUUAUCAAAUUUGUUCAAGUUUUUAA